This is a messenger RNA of Westerdykella ornata, 1959 nucleotides long. Its product is annotated as oxidoreductase FAD-binding protein. The record is from RefSeq and is a predicted model, not a curated record. Lineage: Eukaryota; Fungi; Ascomycota; Dothideomycetes; Pleosporales; Sporormiaceae. The coding region runs from base 246 to 1793 and encodes 515 amino acids. The transcript has 5 exons. Gene Ontology annotation, molecular function: FAD binding.
AAAAGGUGGACUAUUUUCGGAUCCUUCACUCGGAGCUCUGGACGCGGUAUAUGAGAAUUGCGAUCGUUUGAAGACACGACUACGGUGAUAAUCUAUCCUACCCGUGGUCGGGUGAGCAUCUCUAGAUGGAAUCCGACGCAUGAGACCAUGGUUUUUCCUAGUACUUGGAUAUAAAUGUCAGUAAUGGCUCACGAACCAGCAGUCUCUCAUGGAGAUUUUCCCAUAAGGCCAUAUUCGACAAGACGAUGCUCACAUUAUUGAUUCUUCUUUGCGCCUUGGUCAGGGGCAUUCUGGGUUCAUUCCCAGAUCCGAAGUCGAUUCUAGAGCAGCUGAGAAGGACAGGCGCCUGUUGUACGGCACUUGAUUACUUCCUUCCCGGAAAGGUCCAUUUCAACAACAUUGGAGACACCGAAUACCACGCCUCACAAAAGUCUUUCUGGUCAGCACAAGAACAAAGUCUCAGCCCCGCUUGCAUUGUCAUCCCGACAACCACACAAGAUGUCUCCAUUGCCGUGGCUAUCCUUAGUGUUGGCCAUCAAGCGUCCAUCUCGCGUUGCAAGUUUGCUGUCAGGGGAGCAGGACAUACCCCACAAGCCGGAGCAGCAAACAUCGACGGAGGUGUCACGAUUGACAUGCAGAGCAUGAACCAGGUAGCCGUCUCUAGUGACCAAAAGAUUGUAAGCAUCGGGUCUGGUAAUAGGUGGGGCAACGUCUAUCCUACUCUCGACCGUCAAAAUCUCGCCAUGAUAGGCGGUCGUGUAUCCCCAGUAGGUGCUGGCGGUCUAAUCACAGGAGGUGGCAUAUCUUACUUUUCCGGUCGGUACGGCUUCGCAUGCGACAAUAUCCAAGCAUUCGAGAUCGUCCUUGCCAACGGAACCGUGGCCGUCGCAAGCAGCACAACGAACCGCGACCUCUUCCGCGCCCUCAAAGGCGGAAGCAACAAUUUCGGCAUCGUCACCAGGUUCGACGCCAAGCUGUAUCCGCAAACCCCUUUUUGGGGCGGCAGCAUCUCGCAACCCAUAACGAACAAGGACGCCAUCUUCGAAUUCUUCACCAAUUUCACCGUCAGCGCCAAUUACGACCCCUAUUCGGCUCUCUUGACCGAUUUUGCCUGGCUGGCGGGAAUCCCGACUAUCGUGCACCAACCUAUUUACACGAACGGGAAUGCGACGUGGCCGCCGCCAGCCUUCGAGGCGCUGGAUUCAAUGCCGAAACUCACGAGUACCAUGCGGAAAGACAGGCUCGCGAGUUUUACGGACGAGCUGGCUGCCACCUCGGCCGUCACCAAUGGCCGGAACAACCUGUUUCUGACAACGACGUUUGCCAACCGAGUGGACGUGACGGCGGAUUUCAUGGGCGAAGUGUUCGAGCUCGCGGAUGCAGCAGCAAAGGAAUUGAUCACGGUCGUCGGCCUGGUCUUCACCAUGACAUUCCAACCGCUACCGUAUGCCGUCUACUCGAAAUCAGCUUCAACGGGCGGCAACGUCCUAGGCCUCGACCGCUUCAGGGACGACCUGAUCAAUCUUCUCUUCACCAUAUCAUGGCAACUACCGCUCGACAAUGCGCGAGUGGAAGCCAGGCUAAAGGCACUGGAGACGGACAUCAACAAUCUGGCGAGGAGUAAGGGGAUAUUGAAUGAGUUUAUCUAUCUGAACUAUGCGAGUGCGUGGCAGGAUCCGAUUCGCGCGUAUGGAGAUGCAAAUGUAGGAUUUUUGAGGGGUGUGAGUAGGAAGUAUGACCCUAAUGGCUUGUUUCAGCGAGCGGUUCCUGGGGGAUUCAAGUUGGGUAUUUAGAGGGUUGGUCAAGCAUGCCUGAUAUUAUGGGCGUGGAGCUCGAGGAGAGACGGGGUGAUUGUCGCAGAGACGCUCGCCUGGGUUAUUGUUAGCGUUGAAGAGGGAUUCUGUGUGCUAGUUCGGAUGAAUGAAACAGCUUGAAUCGAGGAAUAAGUGUACUGCUUUU